Molecule: messenger RNA, 1710 nt
Organism: Cygnus olor (mute swan)
Lineage: Eukaryota; Metazoa; Chordata; Aves; Anseriformes; Anatidae
Product: cathelicidin-B1-like
Exons: 3
Coding region: 774-1307 (177 amino acids)
Biological process (GO): defense response to Gram-negative bacterium; innate immune response; antimicrobial humoral immune response mediated by antimicrobial peptide
Cellular component (GO): extracellular region
Molecular function (GO): lipopolysaccharide binding
Source: RefSeq, a predicted model, not a curated record
AAAAAGUCAAAUCUGCACAGAACCGCCCCAAAACCCAGCCCCUGUGUCUGAGGGCCUCGCCCAAAUGUUUCUGGAGCUCCGGCAGCUCGGGGCCGUGCCCCCGUCCCCGGGCAGCCUGUCCCAGUGCCCGACCACCUCUGGGUGCAGAACCUUCCCCUAACCCCCGCCCUGACCCUCCCCUGUCCCAGCUCCGGGCCGGUCCCUCGGGUCCUGGCGCUGUCCCCGGGGAGCAGAGCUCAGCGCCUGCCCCUCCGCCAUGCGGCCUCCCCUCGGCUCCUCCCGGCCCCGCAACCCGAAGGCCCCGGCCGCUCCUCGCACCUCUUGUCCUGCAGACCCUGCACCGUCCCCACUGCCUUCCGUUGGCCUCCGUUGGCCUCCUUUGGCCUCUGUUGGCCUCCAUCGCCCUCCUCUGACUUCCUCCAAGCCCCCUUGGCCUCCUUCACCCGCUCCUCCCCAUACCCAGCACCAAAGGGGCCGUGGCGCCGGGGGCCCCGCGGCAGAGCCGUGGCAGAUUUACGGCCUCCCGGGACUUCCCGGCCUCGACGCCCACCCUCGGGGCCAGCGGUGACCGGGUUGCGGGGCCGCCCUGCGCUGCCGCUCCCCUGCGGCUGUUUGCUCAGCGCCGCGGGGUUGGCGCGAGGGCCGGCGGCCUCCCCCCUGCCGCCACCCCCCUGGCGCUCCGGAAAGCCCCGGCCGUGCCCCCCCUGGUCCCGGGGGGCUCAUAAAGGGGCGCAGCGCCCGCCGCCAGGCACGAGGAGGAGGCUGCGGGCAGGAUGCGGCCCUGCUGGGUGCUGCUGCUGCUGCUGCUGGCGCCGGCCAGAGCCGUCUCGCCGGAGCCGGACACGUCCCCGGUGCCGGGGCUGGAGGGAGCCGUCACGGCCGGGCCGCAGGGCUCCGUCCCCCCGGGGCCGGAGGGAUCCGUGCCACCGGGGCAGGAUGGAUCCCUCCCGCCGACCCGGCUGUGGCGCUGGCCCUCCAGCUCCCUGCAGGCCGUACUGGCGGCCCUGCGGCUGCUCCACCGCAGCUCCCCGGGCCCCUGCGCCCUGCGGCUGCGGGUCUUACAGCCCCAGCCCGGCUGGCUCGGGGCCGCGCAGCGCCAGCAGGAGCUGACCUUCCUCGUGCAGGACGCGUGGUGCCAGCCCACGGGGACGCCACCGACCGCGUGCCGGAGCUGCCACCCCCAGCCCGGCCGCAGCUGGGGGGCCUGGAUCCGGGAGCGCUGGGCCGGCCUCAGGCAGCGCCUGCGGGAGCGCGGCCCCCUGUGGACCCGCGGCCGGUGGAGCCGCGCCAGCCCCGCGCGGCCCUGAGGAGCCCCGGCAGGAGCCGGUGCCGUGCGAGCGUCACAGCCCCGCGUCCCGAUUAACGUCCCGAUUAACGUCCCAAUUAACGUCCCAAUAAACGUCCCUUGCACCCGCGGUGUUCGUGUCCAUCCCUUCCAUCUGCCGUGGUCGUGUCUGCGUCCCCGCGCCGCCCCGCUUACACUCCCCAAGGGCCGGUGUCCCCACGGGGCACGAUGUCCCCAGGGUGUCCCCAAGGUGUCCCCUCCACAUAUUCGUGCUCCCCAAGGGCCGGUGUCCCCACAGGGGACAACGUCCCCAAGCUGUCCCCAAGGUCUCCCCUCCACAUGCGCUCGCUCCCCAAGGGCCGGUGAUACACGUGAGCAGGGGGCACAGAACAGGGCAGGGGACAGCCACGUCCCCGCCACAACCC